This is a messenger RNA of Nothobranchius furzeri (turquoise killifish), 4486 nucleotides long. RefSeq names its product BCL2 apoptosis regulator b (gene bcl2b). Gene Ontology annotation, biological process: intrinsic apoptotic signaling pathway in response to DNA damage; extrinsic apoptotic signaling pathway in absence of ligand; negative regulation of intrinsic apoptotic signaling pathway. Lineage: Eukaryota; Metazoa; Chordata; Actinopteri; Cyprinodontiformes; Nothobranchiidae. Gene Ontology annotation, molecular function: protein heterodimerization activity; protein homodimerization activity. The record is from RefSeq and is a predicted model, not a curated record. Gene Ontology annotation, cellular component: mitochondrial outer membrane.
GGCGAUGCGCGCAGAUUGUGUUUUGGUGGAUGUGGUGCUCGCGGAGGCUGAGCGUGUGUGACGUCAGAGCGUCGGCGGAGGUGGGCAGGGAGAUUCAGUUAGAAGAGCGAUCGUUGAAGAGCGCUCAUUCCGACUCUGCGUGGCUCACUGUCCCGCGUCCGGUUGUGUUCAGGGUGGGUCGUGUUGCUGGCGCGCCCCCAGAGCCCCUUCAGGGACGCGCAACUUUUUUUUUUUUUUUUUCCUAUUUCCUCUUUCAUUCAUUUAUCCGCAGCACAUCCGCGUCUGGCUGCUGCUGCUCACAGGAAAAGACUCCGAUCUCUUCCGCAUAGACUGGAUUUCUACCCAGAGAGAAGGUCACAAGAGUCCCCUCCAAAGACCCGGGAAAUGAAGCCUCCUGCUGGAGCGGAACCAGGAUUUCUCAGACUAGAACUGCUUUAUGCCUGAUUUGGUCCCAGAGGCUUUCCAGAAGUCCCCCCACCACCUCUAUUUCACUGAUCAGCCCAGGACGCGUGUGUGCCGUGCGCGUCUCCAGCGCGCAGUUUUAAUCAUAAUGCACCGUAUUUAGAGCGACCUGGGAUCAGAUUAGAUGCCACAUUAAGCGGGGAUGGCGAACGAGUGGAAUCGCAAUAUCGUGGAAAACUAUAUCUGCCAUAAACUCUCAAAGAGGGGGUUCGCGUGGGGCUUCGAUGACGGUGCUGUCGCCAAUAACGGCUCAGUGGGUGACCGCUCUCCGACUGUGGUCCGCAGGUGCAGAGAGGCUGGAUCACCGGGCCCCGAUGUGGACUGCAGACGGAUCUCCCAGCAGCCCGAGCCGCUCGCGGACAUCCACAGGGUCAUGCGGGAGGCUGGAGACGAGCUGGAGAGACUCUACCAGUUGGACUUUACGGAGAUGUCACGGCAGCUGUACCUCACCAACGCCACGGCCAAGACCCGGUUCGCCGAGGUGAUAGAUGAACUGUUCCGGGACGGGGUGAACUGGGGCCGGAUUAUCGCUUUCUUCGAGUUCGGGGGCACAGUGUGCGUGGAGUGCGCGUCCAGAGAGGAGAUGGCAACGCAGGUCGACACCAUAGCAGAGUGGAUGACGGAAUAUUUAAACGGUCCUCUUCUUAACAGCUGGAUAGAAGAUAACGGGGGAUGGGGUGCGUUUGUGGACCUGUAUGACCGACAGAAGGACUCCGUCUUCAGCUGCUACUGGCCGUCCAUCAAGACCGUCUUUGGCCUGGCUGCACUCGGGGCGGCCAGCAUCACCAUCGGAGCGUACCUUGCACAAAAGUGAUCGGGCUCCCUUCACUCUAUCAGCUAUCAACCCCGUUUCGUAACAGCGUGCUCCCUUUUCCUCUCGCCUCCUGUAUUUUUAUUCUUUUUGUAAAGAUGCCCCCCCUGACCCCUCAGAGACAACCUUCAGACUGAAUCUGGCUCUCUUCAAAGCCUCUCUGAGAAAAUUCCUUUUUCUGCUGCACAUUCAUGUCAAAACAGACACAAAUCAAAGGCAGCAGAGGGAACCAGGGGGCUCAGCCCGAAGAGCAAAGGAUGUCUGAGGUGGAAUCACACUAAGUUAAGGAGAAACGAGGAGUGCAUGUCUAUUUUGGGUUCAUUUCAUCCUGCUUGCUUGUAAAACUAGUUAAAGCAUGAUUAGUUUAGACUUUUGCAUGUGUGGGUCUUUUUUAUUUUUAUUUGGAGAGCUUGAUGGUCGGGGUGCAGGAUCAGUGAUGCCAGAAAGUAGACCACAGCAGAUCCUCCUCUGCUUGUUGGGGUGAAGGAUUCCCCCCCCCCCCCCCACACACACACACAUACACCCCAUUUGAACUGUGGACUCCAGUUACCUCCCUACAGCCAUCCUUCAAAGGACUUCCUCUGCAGAACAGCUGCUCAGAAUGUAUAAUGGAAACGGCUCACUACAAGCAGUGCAGAGUGUGUCUCUACUGUUAUGGGCUCCUCAGACAGCUCGGGUGAACUCUUUGCACUGUCACACUCUCCUGACCUGUAAAGGAAAACAGGAAGUCUCCGCUUUCUGUAGCAAAGUUUGGAAUUUGUCAUGCAUGUUGAUCCGGGUAGAGAGGUUUGCAGAAGAGUUCUCUUAAACUCAUCUUUUUUUCGUUUUAAAGCAUGCAUUUCUCAAGCAGUGUGAUGUGGAGAAGGCCACAUGCAUGCUAUAACAUUCAAACACAGCUCUGAUGAUCCACACAACCCCACCCCCUCAAAAAACUCUGAAAGCUCUUAGAGCUGUUUUCUCUCUGCAGCAGGUAGUUUGAGAGCUGUCCACACACAUCCUUCAGAGACUGCGUUGACGUGCACGAAGAAAUCCCGGCGCGGCCACAUGUGACUGAGUGGGGUUGUGGCGGCGGCAGCAUUUCAGUUCAGGACUAAAAAGCCAACUGGAACCUGAGAUGUCCCCAUCUCCGCCGUCUGCAGGAGCAGCCAGGGAUUGAUCUGUGCUUCUCAGCUUGUUUUAUUGAUGUUUGUCUUGUGUUACGGUCUGAUGGGAAAAAAAGAAAAAAUCGGAAAUGCUUGCAGUCUGAAUUUUUUUUUAUUAACCCUCUGGAGGCAGGCAUUGCAGAUUUGCUACGUUAAAACCUACCGUACCUACCUGGUUACUCCACAAACGUAUUUCAUGAGCAUUUUUUUUUACUCAGAAGUACCCCUGAAGGACUUAGUUGUUUGUUGAGAGGGUUAACAGAGAAGUGAAAAGUACCCCCUCUACACACACACACACACACACACACACACACACACACACACACACACACACACACACACACACACAAUAUUUUUGCUUUUUUUGCAUCACAGAUAAAUGUUUAAGAUCUGCAAAUACAUUUCAAUAUCAGACAAAUAUGGAAAGUAAAUAGAAAUUGUGUUAUUGAGGUCAAAGUUCAGUCUCCUUCAGGAUUUAACCAUGGUUCUGUCAGGUGGGUCAGCAGCCCAGACCAUCACACCUCCACAUCCAUGUUCAACUGUUGGUGGGAUGCAAACUUUUGCCUUGAAUAUUUUCCUUCAUGUCUAGGGGAUCAUCAAGGUCAAGCAUGCCCAAAGUGUGGCCCAGGGGCCAUUUGUAGCCCUGAGGGUGAUUUUUUGUGGCCCCCCUGGCAUUUGUAGUAAAAAUAUUUUAUCACCUUUUAUGCUUUGAACAUGUUUAUGUUUCUGUUUUUUUCUUUUUUUUUUUUCUAAUAUGAGGCUUAUUUUUAAAUAGUACAAAAAAAGUCAUGAUUACAUUUUUUGUGGCCCUCAUCUUGAACAGUUUGGACACUCCUGAUUAAGGUGGGUGUUUUUUUUUAAAAGGAGGGGGUGUUUUUGGUCAGCAGAGGUUUAAACGGGUUAUUUUCUUGAUUUUAUUUAUAAGAGGAAAUGCUGGUUUGGUUUGUGAGAUCUUUUAGCCUGCUUCAUAUUGUCAGACCAGUUCUAGUCUAAGUGAGUGUGGGUGUAACAAAGUCAGUUUCCAAAUAAUGUGGCUAAUUAUCACAUUUUAAAACUUAAUUUAGAAUUUAGUUGUUGGGUUAUUUUUUAUAUAUUCUGAGAUUUUAGGGUUCUAUCUAUCUGAUUUUGGAGCUUAUUUGCUGAUUUGAAUAAGUUUGGUGAUUAAAAAUGAAAAACAGAAGAAAUCUGUAAGGAAGAAAAUAGUUUACCGCAGCUCGGUAAAAUCUCUUAAACAUUUUCAAACUUUUUUGUUGCACGGAUGAAAGUCACAGUGCAUAAUCACCAUAUUUAUAACAGACUUAACUAGAAGAAAUAACAAAUAAGUUGUUUUUUUCUAUUUAUUACGAGGUACAAGAUCACAGAUUAUUAACAAUAAUUUUUUGAAAUAGAAAAAUGUCACUUUUUUUGCUCUUUUUCUACAAAAUCACACUGUAAUGAUGUUAUUUUCCUGGCUGCUAUUAAAACAAUGUUUAGGAAUUAAUUUCUGUGUCAAUAUUGGCUUGAAGCUGCUAGACUGUCAGUUUAACUUUAACCCACAGCUUUGAACUGCCACAAUAACCACAGUGUAGAUAUAGAGAGCUGGAAACCAAAGUAAACUUGUAUUAAUAUUUCACCUAAAAGAAGAAAAAAACUCACUUUGGGCUGACUGAGAGGUUUGUGUGUGAGCUUUUUGUAGCGUUGCUGUAUUAUAUCAACUUCACUUUACUCAUCUUUGUGCUCAGAUGAUGCUUAUGUGUAAAAAUGUCAAGCCAGACCUCCUUAAUCAUCCUCGUAAAAAUAAAACAACACCUGAUAUUCCAGUAAAACAGCUCACAGAUGUUGCCUGUGAUGUUCGUGUGUGUGUGUAAACCAGAGCAGGAAUAGAAAUAGCAAUAUACUGUACUUUUUAUAUCUUCUGUCCAUAUAUGAAUGUAGCACUCUUGUUGCUGUUCCGUUUUAUGUCUAUAAUCGCAAACUUGUAGCACUUCUAUGACAAAAGAAAAGUGGCGCGUGUUUCUGUUGUUUACUGCUAUAUCCACGAUAAGCUAGUGGGAUCAUAUUGUUCCUAAUAAUAAAUCAGAUUUCUGUAGCA